This is a messenger RNA of Hymenoscyphus albidus, 1047 nucleotides long. Lineage: Eukaryota; Fungi; Ascomycota; Leotiomycetes; Helotiales; Helotiaceae. The record is from the annotation of a GenBank genome assembly.
UGUUGUUCGCGUCUGGGCGUUGGUUUUGGAGGAGGCAGCCCAGUGCCUGUGCCAGUGACUCAGUCCUGAUCUUAAUCGUUGGAACCUUGAGCCUCCACCACGACACAAAUCAUUCAUCCGCCCCUUCACUCGAGCGACCCCGAUCGUUUUUUUCCUGGCGAAUUGAAAGCUGGGGCUGGAUCUCAAACCUGUCCUACUGAUUGCGCACGGAACUCUGGUUUGAACUGGACUGCGACCGUAUAAUUGGAGGGAAGGGGUGUCUCAAGGUUGUUGUAUUGUAGGUUCAGGAGGGGUGGAAGAAAUCAGGGCGCGCGGGCAUGGAUCGCUCAGGCAAAGUCAGGAAAAGAAAGGCAGAAACCCAAGAAAACGAACGCCUCUUCAAGAGAUUGAGUCUGCUAAAUCUUGGUCGGUCUCCUCCCAAAACUUGUGCCUGCGUGCCGGUACAGUAGAGACUCAGCUAACUCCUCUGCAGAACGCAAUGGGCAAAAGCUCUAUGUGCCGGUGGAACAGGCCAGUCUCAACGCCGCAUCCACAAACUCACAAACCCCGGCGCAAGCUAAAGAUGAAGAUAUAAUGCAGCUAGACAAUUCCAAGCACAAGGUAUACAUUUACGAUCUCGACGCUGAGCUAUCAGACAGUGGCGAAUCCGACGAUGGCAAACUGGUUUUCCUACCCGACAUCCAGAAGCACCUUCGCGAAAACCGGAUUCCGCCGUUCAUUCGUGCAAACAGCGAGGGCGAGUUGGCUGGCAACAACCAAUUGGUCCUCUAUAACAUCCCGACUUCAUUGACGGUGCCAGAGGAGCAAGACAGCGUUAGGAAAGCAAUUAUUGAAACAAGAGCUAGGGCACGGGCAAAACAGGACCAGAAACGGAAUGACAAUAACCGGAAUCCACAGUCGGAUCCAUUUGCGAAUGGUGUCGAUGUUCGCGAUUGGGAUAUGGGCCUGAUGAAUGGAAAGCAAUUCCCAAGUCAACCUAAUAUGGGAGGAUAUCAAGGCCCACCCGAAAUAAUAGAGGAUGACCCGGACGCAAUGGAUUUAGGUUGA